Gastrolobium bilobum is the source of this 726-nucleotide messenger RNA. RefSeq lists its product as uncharacterized. The coding region runs from base 1 to 726 and encodes 241 amino acids. The record is from RefSeq and is a predicted model, not a curated record. The transcript has 2 exons. NCBI's taxonomy places the organism in Eukaryota, Viridiplantae, Streptophyta, Magnoliopsida, Fabales, Fabaceae. Gene Ontology annotation, molecular function: nucleic acid binding.
AUGGCCCGAAAUUCUGCUUCUACACUUGAUCCAGCAACCACAUUUUGCUUUUUACUCCUCUAUGUAUUGGAGAAUCUUGUCCACACCUGGAAAAGUAGACAAGUGGACAUAACCAGUGGACAAGUAGAAAUUUCAAACAGAGGGCUGAAGAGGAUUCAGGAAAAGACUGUAGGCAACUCAAGGAAGGAUUGGGCCAAGAAACUGGAUGAUGCACUUUGGGCAUACAGGACAGCUUUCAAAACACCAAUAGGUAUGUCACCAUUCCAAUUGGUGUACGGUAAGUCUUGCCAUCUUCUUGUAGAGUUAGAACAUAAGGCUUUGUGGGCUGUUAAAUUCUUCAAUUUUGAACCAUCAAAGGCUAAUGAUAAAAGAUUACUGCAACUAAAUAAGCUUGUUGAGUUCAGGUUAGCAGCAUAUGAAAAUUCCAGGAUUUAUAAAGAGAAAACAAAGAAGUGGCAUGACAAGAAGAUCCAACCGAAAGAGUUUGAGCCAGGACAACAGGUAUUACUAUACGACUCUCGACUGAGGUUGUUUCCAGGUAAGCUCAAAUCUUAUUGGUCUGGUCCCUUUAUUGUUAAGAUAGUGUUUCCAUAUGGUACUAUUGAAAUCUCACCUCUCAAUGCUAAAAGACCUUUUAAAUUCAAUGGGUGUAGAUUGAAAUUAUAUCAUGGAGAACAAGUAAGUAGGGACACAGUUUCAGUCCCUUUGGCUUCACCUGAAGCUUAA